This is a messenger RNA of Clonostachys rhizophaga, 774 nucleotides long. The record is from the annotation of a GenBank genome assembly. NCBI's taxonomy places the organism in Eukaryota, Fungi, Ascomycota, Sordariomycetes, Hypocreales, Bionectriaceae.
AUGCCCUCUUUUACCACACUGUUGCUUGAAUCCGACGAGGCCGGUUACAAGCGGGCUACGCAGCCACAGUUUUUGGCCGCCGCCGCUGCUGGCAAAGUACCGAAAGAAGUUCUCGGCCAAUGGCUCGCAAACGAGCGGCUAUUCCUCCAUGCAUACAUCAAAGGGGUCGGACGCCUUCUCAGCUCACUCCAGCUGCCGCAUCUCACCGACAGUGCACAAGCGCCUGACCCGGUAACAGAGUUUCUGGACUUGUCAGUUGAAGGGCUCACAAAUGCGCGCCCGGAGGAAAAGUUUCUAACCGAGACUGCCUCAAAAUAUGGAAUCAAUAUCAACCUGCCCGCCCAUGGUGACGACUGGGUCGCUGAAGACGACAAGAUUGAAGGUUUGCGUCGCUUUGAAGCACUCUUUGGCUCGAUAGCCUGGAACGACAGCACCUUUCUGCCCUGGCUGGAAUCUGCUGUACUAUUUUAUGCAACUGAUAAGAUAUACACGGAUGCAUGGAAAUGGGCGAGAUCUCAGGUUGAGUCAGGUAUUGAUGCAAGUAAAGACUUGGAUGAUGGAAUCUUGAGACAGUUGUUGAUCCCUCGAUGGUCGAAUCCUGAGUGGGAUGUGUUUGUGGAAAGACUGGGCAAGCUGAUUGAUAGUUCCGUGGAACAUGAGGUCAAACUUCACCAGGAGGGCAUCAAAGCUAAACUAUCUGCCCGUGCUCGAGAGCAAUGGAAGUUGGUCCUUGCUGCGGAGGCGACAUUUUGGCCCAAGUUUCAACCAAUUUAG